Haliotis rufescens (red abalone) is the source of this 1462-nucleotide messenger RNA. RefSeq lists its product as uncharacterized. NCBI's taxonomy places the organism in Eukaryota, Metazoa, Mollusca, Gastropoda, Lepetellida, Haliotidae. The coding region runs from base 113 to 1318 and encodes 401 amino acids. The record is from RefSeq and is a predicted model, not a curated record. The transcript is spliced from 2 exons.
GGGAGGGCACAAAAAGAGGCUUGUUCCAGGAGCUGUUCCAUGUAUUUUUACAUGGAACAGUGCCACCAAGAGUAGACCAACCAACAAGGUCCAGGACAGAAGGUUGGAUAGCAUGGACUGCGUACCAACAAUGCCUACACCGGCUGACACUGCAGAUCUGGCUUCGACUACGGCCAGUGACCCGACCCAAACGUCUACCCCCCACCCAACAGCAGAUCAUGAUUACCAUGAGAAACAACACGCCACAACUGAAGAAAAAUUAGCUUCUGCACAUGCAGAGAUAAAACGCUUACAAAAUUAUGUAAAUGUUCAGUCUGCAAAAUUAUUUUCUAUAAGGCGUUUCGCUACCAGUCCUGUGGACAUCAAUUUUUAUACAGGUUUUGCUGAUUUCAAUGAGCUAGAUCAUUUUUUUCAGUGGCUCUAUCCUACUGCUUCAAAGAUGCAAACCUGGACACAGUUUCAGAGAGGCACUGAUGUAGACAAACUACACUGUGGAUUUCCAUGUUCUUUGUCAUUGUUUGACCAAUUAUUUGUGUUUCUCAUUAGAGUAAGACAAGGUUACCCUGAAACACACUUGGCACAUCUGUUUAAUGUCAGUGUUUCAACUAUUUGUAGAAUAACUAUUACAUGGGCCAAUUAUCUGUAUUUUUUGCUUGGAUGUGUAUGCAUUUGGCCCUCUAGAGAAAUGAUAAAUGAAAGAAUGCCACCAGAAUUUAAAUGUUGCUAUCCUGCAACACGGAUUAUUGUUGACUGUACUGAAUUGAAAUGUCAAACGCCAACCUCUAGGGUUGUCAAUUCAGAAAUGUUUUCGCAUUAUAAAACCCACACCACUAUGAAAGCAUUGAUUGGUAUUGCUCCCCAUGGGCCAAUUACUUUUAUCAGUUCACUUUAUGAAGGAUGUAUUUCUGAUAAGGAAAUAACCAAACAGAGUGGUCUCUUGUCAUUGUUAGAGGUAGGCGAUGGAGUUAUGGCUGACAAAGGGUUUUUGAUUGAUGAUCUUCUUCAGUCUACUGGUGCUCACUUGAUUAUCCCCCCCUUUCUCUCAAAAUCAAAUGAUUAUCAGUUUACUAGAAAGGAUGUAGCAAUCACACAGGAAAUAUCCAGACUACGUAUACAUGUGGAGAGAGCAAUCAGAAGAGUGAAGGAAUACCAUAUUUUUGAUGGCAUAAUUCCAUUAACCAUUGUAGGAUCUGUAAAUCAAAUUUGGACUGUUUGCUGUCUAUUAUCAAAUUUCAGGGGUUCUCUUUUUUUAUGUGAUGCAAAGAGAAAACUUAUGAAACAUAACAUGGCUAAUGCCUCUGUACCGAGAGUCUGGUGACUUUGGACCAUUACUUGAACCAUGUCAUCAUGGUGUGUCAUCUUGAUAAAUACUCAUUAAACAGAAAUGUGAUAAUUGUUUACUGGUACAUUACUUCAAUAUGGUAUAGUAUGCAAUCAGUUUUGCAAGUUCUUGUGUCAUAGU